This is a messenger RNA of Phoenix dactylifera (date palm), 1009 nucleotides long. The record is from RefSeq and is a predicted model, not a curated record. NCBI's taxonomy places the organism in Eukaryota, Viridiplantae, Streptophyta, Magnoliopsida, Arecales, Arecaceae.
UUUAUUUGAAGGCUUAGUUGCAGUUAUUUUCCUUGGGUGGUGGUGGUGGUGGUGGUGGGAUGGGAGCACGGGCGGUGGGGCUACUGGUGCUGUUGGGUGCUAUGAUGGUAAUAGGAAGAAGGGAAGUGGUCGUAGUGGAAGCGGCGACGUGGUGCAUCGCGCGGAGCGGGGCGAGCGAGAAGACGUUGCAGACGGCGUUGGACUACGCGUGCGGGGCAGGGGCGGACUGCUUGCCCAUCCAGGCGAGCGGGCUCUGCUACCUGCCAAACACCCUGCCAGCCCACGCCUCCUACGCCUUCGACUCCUACUACCAGCGCUCCAAGGCCGCCCCCGGCUCCUGCGACUUCGCCGGCGCCGCCACCGUCACCAUCACCGACCCUAGUUAUGGAUCUUGUACUUUCCCUUCGUCACAAAGCACUGCAGGAGGAUCAGCAGCCAAUACUCCCAGCACAAAUACUCCUACAAACACAUCGAUGAAUGCUCCUCCACUGCCAGGUAUCGGUGGGCUGAGUCCUCCAGGGCUCGGCACGUCAGUCCCUAACUAUGAUAGCUCUGGGGCUUCUCCUCUGCUUUCCCUCCUGCUAUCAACUUGCAUCUGCUUCCUGCUGCUGCUCCAUUGGAUAACCUAGACAGGCUGUUGUAGUCGACAUUUUUGUGAAAUCCACCACAGUUUUGUUGUACAAUUGGUAGCCUCUUGUGGUACUUGUUUAAAAACUAACUAGGUCAGUCAUGUAAUCUUGAAAUGUUUGCAAGAGUGAAAGAGUUGGUGGGGGGUGGUGGGAUAUGGAAUCUUCCUCUCUUGGUCUAUUCAGCAGCUAGGGACUUUUGAGUGCAAUGUCAUGUAAGUUCUCUCUCUCUCUCUCUCUCUCUGAACAAAAAAGGGGGAUAGGGGGGUGGGUCAUGUAAGUUAUAUUCUUGGGUCCCAUGCAAGUUUUUAGUUUCUUUUUGUCUAAUCUAAGAAUCAGAAUAUGAGAUGGCAGGCAACUGGACCCAACUGGGUUUGGUGAUA